UGGGGGUGUGGUUUACGUUGACAGAAGCGAGCCGGUUCUGUAGACCUGUACAUUUGGACUCUGAGGGCAGGCUGGUGCCCUACCUCAGCCCCACUCCCCGUGUCCAUCCCCCACCCUCUCUCCCCACCCCCUGCCCUGGCUCCCCCCCUCGGGAAUGGGACGGUGCUGAGAGAGAGAGAGAGAGAGUGAGCCUUGUGCCAGAACGUCACUUGGGAGUGAGCAGGAACUUGUCGGGUCGGUCUCUCCCUCCUUCCCUCUCUCUCUCUCUCCCUUUGAUGUCCUUGCCCUCCCACCCGGCUCUCUGUCCCCUGCUGGUUUCCCCGGACGCCACGUUCCGGUCGAAGUUCCCUCCCUGGCUCUCCCGCUGCCCCACACCAGGAUGUGUUCCCUCUACACCCAGCUGGUCAGCAGACUCCCCGCCCUCUCGCUCCGCUGUCUGACGGACCCCUGGCGAUGUCGCUUACCCACGACCGUUCCCAGGCGCUGGGCCCACUCGCUGCCCCUGGUGAACGGGGAUGUGUCCCUUCUGCCCCCGGCCGCCCGGGAGUUCGUCGAGACCAGCGCCCGGCUGUGCCAACCCAGCCACAUCUACCUCUGCACGGGCGCUGAGGCAGAGCGAGCGGCCAUCCUCUCGCAGCUGGCACGGGAUGGAAUCCUACACCCACUGCCCAAGUACCACAACUGCUGGCUGGCACGGACUGACCCCAGGGACGUUGCCCGUGUGGAGAGUCGGACUGUGAUCGUGACAGAGAACCAAAGGGACACCGUCCCCACGCCCAGUGACGGGUCUCCGAGUCAACUCGGGAACUGGAUGUCCCAACCGGAAUUCGACCAGGCAGUCAGCCAGAGAUUCCCGGGAUGUAUGACAGGCCGUCCCAUGUACGUGAUCCCGUUCAGUAUGGGGCCGGUGGGGUCACCCCUGUCCAGGAUUGGGAUCCAGCUUACAGACUCAGCCUAUGUGGUAGCCAGUAUGUACAUCAUGACGCGGGUGGGCACCGCGGUGCUGGAGGCGCUGGGCACGGGAGAGUUCGUCAAGUGCCUGCACUCCGUUGGAUACCCGCUGUCGACAGAGGCUGCCCCUGGACCCCUCUGGCCGUGUAACCCCGAGAAGACUCUGAUUGGUCACCUCCCUGACCGCCGGGAGAUCGUUUCUUUCGGCAGCGGCUAUGGCGGUAAUUCCCUUCUGGGCAAAAAGUGUUUCGCUUUGAGGAUCGCCUCGCGCAUCGCCAAGGACGAAGGCUGGCUGGCAGAGCACAUGUUGAUUCUGGGUGUCACCAAUCCCGCAGGCCGGAAGAAAUACAUCGCCGCGGCAUUCCCGAGUGCCUGCGGGAAGACCAACAUGGCCAUGAUGAAGCCCACGCUGCCGGGCUGGAAGGUCGAGUGUGUGGGGGAUGAUAUUGCCUGGAUGAGAUUCGACAGUGAGGGGCGACUGCGUGCCAUCAACCCAGAGAACGGCUUCUUUGGCGUAGCGCCAGGCACCUCCGUGAAAACCAACCCCAACGCCAUGGAGACCAUCUCCAGGAACACGGUGUUCACCAACGUUGGCGCCACCAGUGACGGCGGGGUUUACUGGGAGGGCAUUGACCAGCCCCUGCCGCCCGGGGUCAGUGUCACCUCCUGGACUGGGAAGCCCUGGAAACCAGGUGACGCAGAGCCCUGUGCCCACCCCAACUCACGGUUCUGCGCCCCGGCCAGCCAGUGUCCCAUCAUGGACGAGAACUGGGAGUCACCCGAGGGAGUACCCAUCGAUGCCAUCAUCUUCGGGGGCAGGAGGCCUGAAGGCGUCCCCUUGGUCUAUGAGGCCUUCAACUGGGCUCAUGGAGUGUUUAUUGGGUCUGCCAUGCGGUCAGAGUCUACAGCAGCAGCCGAACACAAAGGGAAGAGCAUCAUGCACGACCCGUUCGCCAUGCGGCCCUUCCUGGGCUACAACUUUGGCGAGUACCUGCGGCACUGGCUGGCGAUGGGCGAGCGGGCGGGCGCCCUGCUGCCCCGCGUCUUCCACGUCAACUGGUUCCGGCGGGGAGAGGACGGCGCCUACCUGUGGCCGGGCUUCGGGGAGAACUGCCGGGUGCUGGACUGGAUCUGCCGCAGGGUGGACGGGGAGGCCGGCAACGCGGCCGAGACGGCGGUGGGCUACGUGCCCUCCGCCGGGGCCCUGGACCUGAGCGGCCUGGCCCCGGGCCUGGACU
This is a messenger RNA of Hemiscyllium ocellatum (epaulette shark), 2189 nucleotides long. RefSeq names its product phosphoenolpyruvate carboxykinase [GTP], mitochondrial-like. Gene Ontology annotation, molecular function: GTP binding; phosphoenolpyruvate carboxykinase (GTP) activity; manganese ion binding. The annotation marks the transcript as partial. The record is from RefSeq and is a predicted model, not a curated record. Lineage: Eukaryota; Metazoa; Chordata; Chondrichthyes; Orectolobiformes; Hemiscylliidae. The transcript has 10 exons. Gene Ontology annotation, biological process: hepatocyte differentiation; propionate catabolic process; cellular response to dexamethasone stimulus. Gene Ontology annotation, cellular component: cytosol.